AUGUCCACCGAACAGCUGACGCCCGAUCUGGAAGCCCUGCGCAAAGAAUGCUUAGCUGUUUUGAAAAAUGCCUAUUGUCGUUACAGCAAUUUUCCCGUUGGGGCCGCUCUGGCUGGCAAGGAUGGAAAGAUAUAUACAGGAGUCAACGUCGAAAACGCUUCCUUUCCCUGUGGCUGGUGCGCUGAGAUCAGUGCAUUUGGCUCAGCAGUAACCGCUGGCGUUACCGAAUUCACCGGGAUGGCUGUCGCCUGCGACCGGAAAGAAUUUGUUUCGCCCUGCGGUCGGUGUCGCCAGGUGAUCAUCGAGUUCUGUUCCGGAACUGGAAUGCCGAUCCUCCUGGUAAACCGCAAUGGAGACUUCAAGAAAUGCGUCAUUGAAGAUCUUCACAAAAUGGCCUUCAAGGAGGAACAUCUAAAAGACUGCUGA
Molecule: messenger RNA, 426 nt
Organism: Spirometra erinaceieuropaei
Lineage: Eukaryota; Metazoa; Platyhelminthes; Cestoda; Diphyllobothriidea; Diphyllobothriidae
Source: the annotation of a GenBank genome assembly